Adineta ricciae is the source of this 2277-nucleotide messenger RNA. The record is from the annotation of a GenBank genome assembly. NCBI's taxonomy places the organism in Eukaryota, Metazoa, Rotifera, Eurotatoria, Adinetida, Adinetidae.
UUACUAAAAGAGGCCCAAAAAGAGAGCGGAUGCAAGUUAAAAGACUGUCCGGACUUAUUCAAUGUUGGGUUACUAAAGUCAUACGACUCAAAUUCAGCUGGUAUUGGAACACGAAUCGAAGCAGACAAGCACUAUUACUUCGUUCAUCUCAGUUUGCAAGAACACUUUGCUGCUCGUUACUUAGCCAAUGCGCUUAACAAUAAUACGCGCGACCAAGCAAUGAAAUUCAUCCGUGAACACAAAUAUAACAGGAUAUACCAAUUAGUCUUUACAUUUUUAUCCGGUUUGUUGAACGAUGACCAAGAACCUAAAUGCAAUCGACCAUUUUGGGACGCACUACUUAAUGAACCUUUAGACAUGUUCGGCGCGCGACACAUGGCGCUUGUAAUUCAAUGCCUAGAUGAAACAGGGCUACCUCAAGCGUUCACUGAGUCCAAACAAUUGCUCGAGAAGAUCACACAAUGGCUCGAAUACGCUUUAAGCAGUGGAUCGCGCCAUUUAUCCGAACUGUUCCAACAGACACUUCGUACAUCUAAUACAAUUUGCAAUGAACCACUAGUACAACAGACAAUAAUCCGACUAUUAAACAAUCAACUACUCACCAAUCGAGACAUGAUAUUGUCAUUUAUAUCAAAUAUUCCACUUACCAAACCCAUCCCACCGCUACUACAAGCAUUACGCGAGGCACUUCGCAGCAACGAUGUAUUAGUGAGAAGACGAGCAUGUAACGCCCUUGUUCGUAUGGGUCAAAAAGGAGCCACGAAGGAAGUGAUCGAUGGACUUCUCGAGGCACUAAGGAGCGACAAUACUUCGAUGAAGAGUGCAGCAUGUGACGCACUUGGUCGUAUGGGUGAAAAAGGAGCCACGAAGGACGUGAUCGAUGGACUUCUCGAGGCAUUCAGGAGCGACGAUGAUUCCGUGAGAGGAAAAGCAUGUGGCGCACUUGGUCGUAUGGGUGAAAAAGCAGCCACGAAGGACGUGAUCGAUCGACUUCUCGAGGCAUUCAGGAGCGACGAUGAUUCCGUGAGAGAAAGAGCAUGUUACGCACUUGUUCGUAUGGGUGAAAAAGCAGCCACGAAGGAAGUGAUCGAUGGACUUCUCGAGGCACUAAGGAGCGACAAUAAUCACGUGAGAAGGUGGGCAUGUGACGCACUUGUUCGUAUGGGUGAAAAAGGAGCCACGAAGGACGUGAUCGAUGGACUUCUCGAGGCACUAAGGAGCGACAAUACUCGGAUGAAAAGUGGAGCAUGUGACGCACUUGAUCGUAUGGGCGAAAAAGGAGCCACGAAGGACGUGAUCGAUGGACUUCUCGAGGCAUUCAGGAGCGACGAUGAUUCCGUGAGAGAAAGAGCAUGUGGCGCACUUGGUCGUAUGGGUGAAAAAGCAGCCACAAACGAUGUUAUCGAUGGACUUCUCGAGGCACUCAGGAGCGACAAUGAUUCCGUGAGAAAAAGAGCAUGUGACGCACUUGGUUGUAUGGGUGAAAAAGGAGCCACGAAGGACGUGAUCGAUGGACUUCUCGAGGCACUCAGGGGUGACGAUGAUUCCGUGAGAGAAAGAGCAUGUGACGCACUUGGUUGUAUGGGUGAAAAAGGAGCCACAAACGAUGUUAUCAAUGGACUUCUCGAGGCGCUCAGGAGCGUCAAUGAUUCCGUGAGAGAAAGAGCAUGUUACGCACUUGUUGGUAUGGGUGAAAAAGGAGCCACGAAGGAAGUGAUCGAUGGACUUCUCGAUGCACUUAAGAGCGACGAUGGUCGGGCGAGAAGAUUUGCACGUCACGCACUUGUUCAUAUUGGUGAGAAAAUAGCCGCGAAGGAGGUGAUCAUUAGUUUGGACUGUGCGUUGGAAGGUGAGUGGAGUAAAAAGCAGGAGUCAUUGACUUCUUAUGCAUUUAGGAUGUAUGAGGGUGUAAGAGAUUAUCUCAUUCUAAUGUCUGCGUUAGGAGUGUUUUGGGAUCCAGAGUUCCAAACUGGAGACGCGGGAGAGAUCGCUAUGAAAUGUGUUCAGCGGGAAUUGAUAUCACCAGUUAGGCUUGUCAAAGUUUGUAUCGAGAAAGGGGAGCAGAUGUUUUUGCGUGGUGCUCUCUAUGCGUGUGUGAUCACUGAAACUGCGGUUGCUAUUCAUGGCAAUUGUUUGUGUAUUUAUGAUAGAGAAGGAGUGAGAAAAAUAUCUAUUCCACCGGGUAGUGAGAGUUUAGUGGAUGAACUUCGAAAGGGUGCGUGUCGAGCGAUCGGCCAGCUUGAUUUGAAAGUUCACAUAGAUUGGAAUAGAGCGUGA